This is a messenger RNA of Athalia rosae (coleseed sawfly), 3866 nucleotides long. It is a transcript of the gene SF2, whose product is annotated as serine/arginine-rich splicing factor 1A. Lineage: Eukaryota; Metazoa; Arthropoda; Insecta; Hymenoptera; Athaliidae. Bases 6 to 761 code for a protein of 251 amino acids. Gene Ontology annotation, cellular component: nucleus; cytoplasm; ribonucleoprotein complex. Gene Ontology annotation, molecular function: mRNA binding. The record is from RefSeq and is a predicted model, not a curated record. The transcript is spliced from 4 exons.
CUAGGAUGUCUCACGGUGGAAGAAAUGAGUGUAGAAUAUACGUAGGCAAUCUACCACCAGACAUUCGUACAAAGGACAUCCAGGAUCUUUUCUUCAAAUUCGGUAAAGUUACAUUUGUUGAUUUGAAGAACCGCAGAGGACCGCCAUUCGCCUUCGUUGAGUUCGACGACCCAAGGGAUGCAGAAGAUGCAGUACAUGCAAGAGAUGGUUACGACUAUGAUGGUUACAGACUGAGAGUUGAGUUUCCCAGGGGUGGUGGCCCAAGCAACAACUUUCGUGGUGGCCGUGGUGCUGGGGGUGGGGAUAGUGGCGGUCGAGGUGGUAGAGGUGAAAUGAGUAAUUCUCGAGGACGAGGACCUCCAGCUCGUCGAUCUCAAUACAGGGUUUUGGUGACGGGUCUGCCUUCUUCUGGGAGCUGGCAAGAUCUCAAGGACCACAUGCGCGAAGCAGGUGACGUUUGCUUUGCAGAUGUCUACAAAGAUGGAACUGGUGUUGUUGAAUUUCUGCGAUAUGAGGACAUGAAAUAUGCUGUCAAAAAAUUGGAUGAUUCCAGAUUUAGAUCCCAUGAGGGUGAAGUUGCUUAUAUUCGAGUGAAAGAAGAUCAUAGCAGCGGAGACCGGGGCCGCAGCGAAGACAGGGAGAGAGGACGCACUCGUUCCCGAAGUUACAGUCCACGUCGUCGUGGAUCUCCCACGUACUCUCCAUUACGUCGCAACUAUUCGCGGUCUCGAUCCCACUCCAGAUCCCGCUCGUAUGAUUAGUGUGAUAACAGAUCUCUGUCAGAUGAGACCUCAUGGUAGCCAAAUAUAAGAACCAUGAUUUGGUGAUCAUGAGCAUUGCGAGACAUUGUGCCGACAACUCCCACUGCAUCUUUUUACUCGUAACAUGAUGCACACCGUGUCAUCUUCCAUCUUAUGUUUAAACAACUAUAACUUUUAAUAACAAAAUUAUCUAAAAACCACAAAUUUUAGUACUCAUAAGUCAUUUAACUUAUGAAAAUGGAUUGAAAAACCACCCUCUUACUGAGUAUCCCCGAUUCAAGAUGGCAAAUAGUGAUAUAAUCACAUACUAAUGCAUCCGCUGGUUGUGAGUGAAGAAAAAAUAUUUUUAAAGUAAAAAUAAUCAAUUGGAGAAAUAGUCAGUCCAUUUACAUAAGUGUUUAUUGGAUAAUUCUGUAUUAUCUCUAGGGGAUGUAAAAUUCAUAAACAGGUAUUCUCGUAACACACUUAAAUAUCUUAAGAUUUUGAUUUGCGGAGUACAUAACGCAGAGAAGCUCUAAAGAUUAUUAUGAAUAUUUUUAUGAAUAGGAGCAUCUUAAUAUAUAUAUUUACACACUUAUAGUACAUAUAAGUAAAAUAUCCAUUCCUUUGCAAAUAUUGUGAAUUGUAGAUACGGAUCGUGGGCCAGGGCUGCUCAAGUUAAGCAAUGUUCCUUGCAACAAUUAAUCCAAAGCCAGUUGUGGAAAUCAACACCAUAAAAAGGAUUUUAUCCCUGUUGUGUGUUACCUCGAUCUUAAACCGAUUUCUGCAGUGAUUGUUUAAUCAAAGACAAAAGCCUAUAAAAUGUUCAUAAACUUAUUAGCUUUUAUCAUACCCAAACUUGAUCUUUUUCUAAACGUAAACCGUGUUUACGAUUGAAAGACACGACUUUCAUUCCUAUAUUCAUUACAAUCAUUCAGAUUGCAGAAAACGCGUUUGGGUUGCUUGAAUCUAAUCUUGACUAUUAUUGUACCAAGAAACUAAUGUAUUUUUUCUUCUUUUGUAUAUUGGAUUGGAUUGUAACACAAUGAAUGAAAAACUGAAAACUACACGAUGUUACUUCUUGGAUGGAUAUAAAACUUCGUUCAUACUUGACGAUGGGAUGGGAUGGAAUGCAUUUUGGAUGGAUUUGUAUGGAGCAUAAAUUUGAGAGGAUUAAAGAUAAGUCGCAGUGAGGAUAAUCAGGAAUAAGAAUAAAUUUGGACAAGAGGAAAUUCAGGAACGGUCCUCGAGGAAGGAUAUAUUCAAUUCGAGGAUUAUGAAUUAGCUGGAUUUGGAUUCACGCUGAUACACAUUGGCAAGUCCAUUGACCACUCCGUGAAAUUGACAUCGCUAUCAUUUUUACUAAUAUUUUUAUCAAAUUACAGUCUGUUCACGUCUAAUCACAGACAUUUGAGUGUAGCAUUUCAAAAAAGUUCCGUAAUCAUUCCUCAAUGCCGGUAAAAAAAUUGUUAGUGUUUCAAGUUUUCAGAUUAGUUAUACAAAAUCGUAAUGUGCUAGAACCGUUGACUCCUGUUAAAUGUAAAUUUCUAUUCAACCAAAUACCGAAAUUUUCAGUUCUUCGAAUUAUCCAAAUUGAGUGACUUCUUGAUGACGUUUUCAGAGAUCAUCAAACCGACAAGAAUUUGGUAGACUCAUUUGAGGAACGUGUUUUUUUCUUCAAUUUUUCGGAAAUGUUCUGUGAUAUUCAAAGACCAAAGCAUACAAGUGACUAAUCAUAGCAAAAUUUAUAAGAAAAAAAGCACAAAAUUGAUAUAACAGAAGAGGAUAUCACGUAAUUCAAAUAUCGCAUUUUGACGUGAACGGACUAUAGUUUUUGUGGAUUUGGAUAACGCGGAAAUACACAUAUAUACAUGCUGCAAAUGGAUCAGGCAGAUGGACAGAACUGGAAUUUAUUGGGAUUCGGAAGCCUUGCGGGAUUGGUUAUUACGCAUGGAGGAUUCUCGGAUCUGGAUAAAUUCAACGGAUAAUAUAACGCGUACCAUUUGGACUUGUCAAGUGGAUGGGACAGGAUUUUUGGAGGAAGGAUUCGUAUUUCAAUUGGUUUCAAUUAAACGAGACAUGAAUGAGAAAGGCACCUCGCUGCAUAGGGUUGAUGGAAUGCUCUAGGUUGGAUUUGGAUUCGGAUUCGCGAUUGCUUAGGAGAAGAGUUUUGGGAUCGUUGCAAAAUAGUUGGAUAUCAUUUUUGAUGGAUUCGAAAGGAUUGGAUUACCAUAAGGUACUUGUACACCAGUUACCAACUAAUAACUGAUGUACUCUUCAUGUUUGCUUUAUGCAUGCUUUGCUUGCUCCCUUUGGUCUUCUCAGUAACCAGCUUCUAAUUAUUUUUUUUAAUACACUGGCUGAAUGUAUCUAAAUUGAUCUGCGAAUCAAUUAACAUAACUAGAGUACCUACCCUGAACCUGUUUUUAAUCCAAACGGAUUAGUUUUUUAAAUAUAUACAAGAACUGUGUUAGGCAUCGCUGGCUGCCUUACCAUAUCUUAAUCCUCAAUUUCGAGUUCAUCGAAAUCAAUACACCCCUCUUAUCAAAUGGUCCAUCUCACACCAUUGCACGAUCACCAAUACAUAUCGCAUUAGUUUGUACUCAAAUCUAGACAUCCUCAGGUAACUUUAUGCCCUAUGUAGAAGAAAAGCACUUCUGUGUAUCAUGAAGAAGUUGCUUGGUAAAUAGUAUCUACAUGAUGAAAUUAUUCUUUGUUAUCAUAUCCAAAACCUGAGGGUGUUCGGAUGUUUUUGCUGGAUUGUUCAGACAAAUUGAUUUGGUAGUCCAAUUUGUUGACUCCUAUUUUUCAAUCAUUUACCACUUUUGGGACUCACUCAGACCACGUUUACGGUUUAUGUUUCCAUUACGUGAAAUGUCAGUUUUCAGUUUUUUGAAUGAUCCAUGUAUCCGUAAAAAUUUUUGAAUACUUAAUUUUUUUGCAUGUUACAAUCAACUCACAGCAAGCACUUUAAAGAAAGCUUAAUGUAAUAUAUAGGUUCGUUUCACCUUUUCCAAGUUACACCACAAAGUUAGUGAUCCUUAUUCUUUUAUUGACUCAAAAUUCUCUUCUGGUUAUUUGUAUUUCCUGGGAUUUUACUUCAAUAAAAUAGAAGUUUAACAUUUA